CCCAAAGGGUUCCAUUACCCUGAAAGGUUAAGGACUGACCCAAUCCAUCUCCCUUCGUCUGUACAUUUAAUUUAUAGAGGAGAAAAGCUGACAUACUGAAGGUGGCAGCAAAGUCUAGAUUAUUCAUAUUGCACUAAGGCAUCUCUUGUGCAUGGUAUUUGUGGACCAUGACUAAGCUUUGUUUAAAUAUAUAAUAUUUUCAGAUUUUAAAGUGUCAUUCUUAGACCGUUUUCUAAAGUUUCUGGCAAAAUAAGCAUUACCCUAAUACAUUGAAUUGGCCAAAGCUUGACCAGUAUUAGGCAUGCUCCUGAAUUGGUAAAGAUUAUUUUUACUCAAUUUCUUUGUCUUUAUCACCUGUGUAGUGUGUGAAUUCUGUGAUGUCUUUAACAUCUAUAUAAAAAAUUUGCCUGACAAUUUCUCAAGAAAAGAACUGGAAGACGGGGGUAGAAAGAGAGUCAGAAUGGAAUGUUUUGUCUUUCCUGUCCUUACUAAGGUUUCUUUUCCCUCACAGUUGAUAAGAUACUAUGAUUUAUUUUGAAGCUAUAACAGUGUUAUUUCUCUCUAGGCUAGCCAAGGUUCCUUUCGGGUAGAAUAUGAUACCUUUGGUGAACUCAAGGUCCCAAAUGACAAAUAUUAUGGUGCCCAGACUGUGAGAUCUACAAUGAACUUUAAGAUUGGAGGUGUGACGGAACGCAUGCCAAUUCCAGUCAUUAAGGCUUUUGGCAUCUUGAAGCGAGCAGCUGCUGAAGUCAACCAGGAUUAUGGUCUCGAUCCAAAGAUUGCUAAUGCAAUAAUGAAGGCGGCAGACGAGGUAGCUGAAGGGAAAUUAAACGAUCACUUCCCGCUGGUGGUGUGGCAGACAGGAUCAGGAACCCAGACAAAUAUGAAUGUAAAUGAAGUCAUUAGCAACCGAGCAAUUGAAAUGCUGGGAGGUGAACUUGGCAGCAAAAAACCAGUGCAUCCCAAUGAUCACGUUAACAAAAGCCAGAGCUCAAAUGACACCUUCCCCACGGCAAUGCACAUUGCCGCUGCGAUGGAAGUUAACCAAGUACUCCUACCAGGACUGCAGAAGCUGCACGAUGCUCUCGAGGCGAAAUCCAGAGACUUUGCCCAGAUCAUCAAAAUCGGGCGCACUCAUACCCAGGAUGCUGUUCCGCUCACUCUUGGGCAGGAGUUUAGUGGCUAUGUUCAACAACUGAAAUAUGCAAUGAUGAGAAUAAAAGCUGCCAUGCCAAGAAUCUAUGAACUCGCAGCUGGAGGCACUGCUGUCGGUACUGGUUUAAAUACUAGAAUUGGCUUUGCCGAAAAGGUUGCUGCAAAAGUGGCCACGCUCACAGGCCUCCCUUUUGUUACAGCUCCAAAUAAAUUUGAAGCUCUGGCUGCUCAUGAUGCUUUGGUUGAACUCAGUGGAGCCAUGAACACAACUGCUUGCAGUCUUAUGAAGAUAGCAAAUGAUAUUCGUUUUCUGGGUUCUGGUCCUCGCUCAGGUCUGGGAGAACUGAUUUUGCCUGAAAAUGAACCAGGAAGCAGUAUCAUGCCAGGCAAGGUGAACCCUACCCAGUGUGAAGCGAUGACCAUGGUGGCCGCCCAGGUCAUGGGGAAUCACGUCGCUGUGACCGUUGGGGGCAGCAACGGACAUUUUGAAUUGAAUGUUUUCAAGCCAAUGAUGAUUAAAAAUGUGUUGCACUCAGCCAGGCUGCUCGGGGAUGCGGCAGUUUCCUUCACAGAGAACUGCGUGGUGGGAAUCCAGGCCAACAAAGAAAGAAUCAGCAAGCUGAUGAGCGAGUCUCUCAUGUUGGUGACAGCCCUUAAUCCUCAUAUAGGAUAUGACAAGGCCGCAAAGAUUGCUAAGACAGCACACAAAAAUGGAUCCACCUUGAAGGCAACUGCUGUUGAACUUGGCUAUCUCACAGCCGAGCAGUUUGAUGAGUGGGUCAAGCCUAAGGACAUGCUGGGUCCAAAGUGAUCUAAAUAAAUUUAUAAUAAAAAUAUGCUAUAAAAAAUAAAAUGAAACAGACUCCUUAUAUUUUUUAAACAAAAAUGGGUAAAUGUGAAAGGAAACGACUAUGACCUUGACUGUCUAGAGCAGAGCAGUUUGGACAGUGUGUAAAACCCAGGACGUGCAACAUCCAAAAUGAAUUUAAAAAGUGUAAAAUAAAAUAAUUAUAUAAAAUCAAAAAGGAAACAGACUCUUUUAUGUGAAUGGACUUGUGUAUUAUAGUUGAAUCUGA
This is a messenger RNA of Miniopterus natalensis, 2231 nucleotides long. The record is from RefSeq and is a predicted model, not a curated record. NCBI's taxonomy places the organism in Eukaryota, Metazoa, Chordata, Mammalia, Chiroptera, Miniopteridae.